GACCUUUUUCAUGCUCUAGUGGUGAGCACUGGUUCCUGACAAUCACAAUAACCAUAGUGAGCUCACUGUGAUGACGUACUUCCGGUGGUGGUCCAGGUUAGGGACCGGUUCGACCACUGACGUGACCGCAGACAUUACAAAAACAUUCAGGGAUACUGCUGAAGAUAGGUAAUACAUAUAUAUUAGGUAUUUUUGGACCACACGUCCAUGUAAGGCAAUUUGUGACUAACACCCAAUUGACGAACGCGUUGUACUGUCAAAGUGGAAGACCGUGAUGUCACGUUGACUGGCCCGGGAUACUGACGAUGUCUACUGGACGUCAAAGAAUCUGACACGGAAAGCCGCACACAAGGAACAUGAAGCUGUGACACAGUCUACCUUCGUGGGGAACAAUGUAGAGUCUGUGUUUAAGUCGGCGUUCACCAGUUGCAGGUGGUGACCAUGCGUCCCCGGGGAGUUCGGAAGCUUCUAGUGGCCGCCAUGUUGGCGACAUUGAGCUGGACUCUAUACACCAUUCAUGGAACUAUGCCUCACAGCGCACCAGGUUCAUCUCGAAAACUACCCCGAGAGCUCGAUGCUGACGUCACGAUGGUUGAAGUACAAGACAUGCUCAAACUCUGGAAACGCAAUGAUAAGGAAUUCGGAAAACUCAGGUCAAGGAUCAGCCGUGAUGUGGAUCCCAGAAAACACCUGCUGUAUUACUCCGACUUCCGGAAGAACGUCCGGGAAUUCCUGCGUCUGCAAGCCCAGAAUCUGACUUACAGUUUCAGAACGCCGGUGGGACACUACAACAGCUGUGCUAUUGUAGGCAACGGCGGAAUACUACAGAACAGCAGUUGUGGUGCGGUGAUUGACGCGCAUGACUUUGUCUCUAGGUGUAACAUGGCGCCGACUGAGGGAUUUGAGAAGGACGUCGGUACCAAAACCAGCCACAUGAUGCUGAACGGGGAAAGCAUAUACGACCUUUGGGACGAUUUGAACGACACAAAGAGAGAAAUAAACAAGAUAAGGCAAUUCAAAACCCUCAACGGUUCCAUUCUACACUACUCCAAGGUUAGGAAUAACAAGAUACCCCGUAUAUUAUCUGGGCUGAAUGACAAGUUGAAGAGAUUUCUGAAGCAACAUCAUAUCAAUAUCACACUGGCCUACGCGCAGAGGAAUAUGGCGAACCCUGUAAAUGUUUUGCUACAGCGGAUUUUACGACAAAGUCGGUGGGCACUAACGCCAACUACCGGCAUCAUGGCCUUGUUUUUGGACAUGACCUUCUGUGACCGGAUAACUAUAUACGGCAUGUGGCCGUUUCCCGUCGAUCCCCGCGGCAAGCCGCUGAACUACCACUACUACCAGGUGGGCACGGAGCAGCUGCAGAACGAGCGCCACACCUACAACACCGAGAUUCACUACCUGGCCAAGUUACAUAGCAAGGGCGUGAUCAAACUUGUUAUACAGCCCUGUCGUUAGGUCAAGUAAGGCAAGGCCACCAACCAACCAACCAACCCACCCACCAACCAACCCACCCACCAACCAACCCACCC
Branchiostoma floridae (Florida lancelet) is the source of this 1535-nucleotide messenger RNA. Its product is annotated as alpha-2,8-sialyltransferase 8B-like. Gene Ontology annotation, molecular function: alpha-N-acetylneuraminate alpha-2,8-sialyltransferase activity. Gene Ontology annotation, biological process: oligosaccharide metabolic process; N-glycan processing. The transcript has 5 exons. Bases 442 to 1461 code for a protein of 339 amino acids. Lineage: Eukaryota; Metazoa; Chordata; Leptocardii; Amphioxiformes; Branchiostomatidae. The record is from RefSeq and is a predicted model, not a curated record.